This is a messenger RNA of Myotis myotis, 1952 nucleotides long. Its product is annotated as zinc finger protein 709-like. The record is from RefSeq and is a predicted model, not a curated record. Gene Ontology annotation, molecular function: DNA-binding transcription factor activity, RNA polymerase II-specific; RNA polymerase II cis-regulatory region sequence-specific DNA binding. Lineage: Eukaryota; Metazoa; Chordata; Mammalia; Chiroptera; Vespertilionidae. Gene Ontology annotation, biological process: regulation of transcription by RNA polymerase II.
UUGGUCCAUCUGCGACCAGUAAGGUGGUGGGAGCUUCAGGCGGGACUCGGGAGGCCCAGGAACCAAAAAUGGACUUGGUGGCCUUUGAGGAUGUUAAUGUGGAGUUCACCAUGGAGGAGUGGGCUUUCCUAGAUCCGACCCAGAAGAAACUCUACGCAGAUGUGAUGCUGGAAACCUUCUGGAACCUGGCAUCAGUAGCAUGUAUUUUAGAAGAAAAAUGUGAAGGUCCUGACAGUGAAGAUCAGUAUGAAAAUCAUGGUAUGAGUCUUAGCAGUCAUAUGGAAGAGAGACGUUGUACAAGGAAGGAUGAUAGUCAAUACAGAGAAAACUUCAGGCAGGUACCAAAUCAUAAUGAAAAGAAGGAAACACCUACUGAGAUAAAGCAACCUAAAUCCAGGUUGUGUAGGCAAAUCUUCAUGCAUUAUUUAUCCUUGAAUAACCACCUGAGCUCUCACAUUGGACUCAAACUAUACCUGUGUCAGGAAUAUGAAGAAAACCCUUUUAAUUGUAAGGAACCUAUGAAAGCUUUCAAGCAUCACCAACAUAUUCAAAGCCAUGAAGGCAGACCCAGUGGGAAAGCUUUCCACUAUUCAGAUUCCCUUAGAAAUCAUGAAAAAAUGCAUAUUCCUAGGAAACCGUAUGAGUGUAAGCAAUAUGGGAAAGUCUUUAUUUGUCUCAGUUACUUUAAACUUCACAAAAACACUCAUAGCAGAGAGAAACCAUAUCAAAGUAAGCAACGUGGCAAAGUUUUCAGUUCGCCCAAGUACUCUGGAGAAAAUGAAAGAGCACACACUGCAGAAAAGCCCUAUCAAUGUCAGAAAUCUGGGAAAGCUUUCAGUUCCACUUGUCUAAGAAUUCAUGAAAGAACACAUACAGGCGAGAAACCUUAUGAAUAUAAGGAAUGUGAGGAAGCCAUCAUUUCUCCCAGCUCUCUUGGAACACAUAAAAGAAUUCAUGACAGAAAGAAGCCUCAUGAAUGUAAGGAAUGUGGUAAAACUUUCUCUUAUCCAAGUGACCUCCGAUAUCAUGAAAGAACUCAUACUAAGGAAAAACCCUAUCAAUGUGACCAUUGUGAUAAAGCUUUCUCUUAUCGAAGUUCCCUCCGACAUCAUGAAAGAACUCAUGAGGAAAAACCCUAUGAAUGUAAGCAAUGUGGGAAAGCUUUCAGACAUUCCACUUUUCUUAGAUAUCAUGAAAGAAUGCACACUGGGGAGAAACCCUAUGAAUGUAAGCAGUGUGGGAAAGCCUUCAGUUCUCUCAGCUCUCUUGGAAAACAUGAAAAAAAUCAUGAUGGAAAUAAGCCUCAUGAAUGUAAGGAAUGUGGUAAAACUUUCUCUUAUCCAAGUGACCUCCGAUAUCAUGAAAGAAUUCAUAAUAAGGAAAAACCCUAUGAAUGUGACCAUUGUGAUAAAGCUUUCUCUUAUCGAAGUUCCCUCCGACAUCAUGAAAGAACUCAUAAUGAGGAAAAACCCUAUGAAUGUAAGCAAUGUGGGAAAGCCUUCAGUUUUCUCACCUCUCUUGGAAAACAUGAAAAAAAUCAUGAUGGAAAGAAACCUCAUGAAUGUAAGGAAUGUGGUAAAACUUUCUCUUAUCCAAGUGACCUCCGAUAUCAUGGAAGAAUUCAUAAUAAGAACAAACCCUAUGAAUCUAAGGAAUGUGGUAAAGCUUUGUCUUAUCCAAGUUCCGUCCAAUAUCAUGAAAGAACUCAUAAUAAGGAAAAACCCUAUUAAUGUAAGCCAGAGGGGAAACCCUUUAUUCAUCCGAGUUACCUUCAAAUCCACAAAAACACUUCUAGUGGGGAGAAGUCAUAAUGAAUGAAAGAACUCACACUGGCCGAAACCGGUUUGGCUCAGUGGAUAGAGCGUCGGCCUGCGGACUGAAGGGUCCCAGGUUCGAUUCCGGUCAAGGGCAUGUACCUGGGUUGUGGGCACAUCCCCAGUGGGAGAUGUGCA